Molecule: messenger RNA, 3388 nt
Organism: Helobdella robusta
Lineage: Eukaryota; Metazoa; Annelida; Clitellata; Rhynchobdellida; Glossiphoniidae
Exons: 7
Coding region: 1-3024 (1007 amino acids)
Biological process (GO): microtubule-based movement
Molecular function (GO): microtubule binding; ATP binding; microtubule motor activity
Source: RefSeq, a predicted model, not a curated record
AUGACUCUUAUGAAAUAUUUAACAGUGUUUAUAUGCGUAUGUAUGAGUAAAACUUACACUAUGUUAGGACUGGAUGACCGGCCUGACACCCUUGGCGUAAUACCUCUAUCGAUUGCUCGCUUGUUCAGAGUUCUCCAAAAUGACCAAGACGACGACGAUGAAGAUGAUGAUAAUGAUGUAAAAAGUGAUGAUAAUGAUGGUAAAAGUGAUGAUGAUGAUGGUAAGAGUGAUGGAAGGAGUGAAGGAAGGAGGAGUAAUUUUGGGAAAUUUGUCGGAAAAUUUGUGGUUCGGGUUUCAGCGUUGGAAAUCGUCGGCAAAAAUGUUAAGGAUUUGUUGUUGGAAUGGAACAGUCCGGAUGGUCCUGAAAUCAUUGGUUCAACUCUGAAAUCGCCACAACAACAGCAACAGCAACAUCUUCAACAACAACAACUUCAACAUCAACAACAUUAUCAACAGCAACAUCAUUUUGACUUUUCAAGCAUCAGCAAGCACGAAGCUACCACAGCUGAACAAGCUGCUCUUUGCUUGGAUUCUGCAAUCGCGUCAAGACCCGUCUUAGAUGACGAACAAGAACGAAGACAUUCGCAUUUCCUGUUCACCCUUCACGUCUGCAGAGAAAUCGACAGCGGACAAUUACAUCACCAUGGAUGUCUCCAUCUUCUGGAUCUUGGGAGCUGUGGGAGGCACAAAGAUUGCGGAUCGACUCAAAGUUUGACGGAAGUGGGCAACGUCAUAUCCUCUAUCUUGAAUGGCAAGCAGUUUAUUCCGCAUGGUAGCAGCCAACUGACCAACUUACUGAAAUGUAUGUACCUGCCAAGCAAGAUAGAUCACACAUCCAUCAUCGUACAUGUUUCAACAUCCACAAAAUCAUACAAUCAAACCCUUCAAGUCCUUCAUUUCGCCUCGCAACUCAAGAAAUCACUUUCCAGGACGAGAUAUGCCUCAGGCAUGUCAAACUCGACGAUCAGCAGUCGGAGCAAUACGAGACAUUCCGAUGUCGAUUAUUCGUCGAGUAGCGAGCAGUCGGUUGAUACGGUUAUAUUCGUGGCCAACGGAAAAACCGUCGGUAAGGAUCCAACUGUCGGCGUUAACUGCGAAAAACCGACAUUAAAUUCGACUCCACCCAUUGCCAAAAUUCACCUCAAAAAUAGAAAGAAUAGGAUUGCUUCGUGUGAGAAAGAUGACCUGACAUCAUCGGUAUCGAGUAUUCGAGCCCAGCCACCAGGUCGUGAGAGCAUAUUUCGCGGCGAGUUGAACGUGGAAAAUGAAAAAUCCGACAACCUACACGACGAAAUUGUCAGCAAUAUUUUCAAAAACAAAACGAUUGAAAAUUCAUUAUUAACGUCUGGAAAAACUGAAGUUGGAGGAAGCAAUAAAGAGUUAUGGGUGGAUGGCCCUAAGAAGAACGGCUCCAUGAACCACUCGGAAAAGUGGAUCGACGGGCCAAUCGGUGAAUUUUGGACGACUCCACACGCCGGCAUUCACGGGAUUUCAUCUCCCAAAAUUAAAAAAAUUUAUUCCGCUCUCAAGAACAGCAAGCACAAACAAAAUUGUUGCGGAUUGAAUGCAGAGAAAGUUAGUACUGUCAGCGAUGCUCAAGAAAAUGUUGAGGUCUGUCCAAACAAUAUCGCUGCAGAACCAUCUGCAGAACCAUUUCUAGUAGAAGCUAGUCCUGAGAUAAACGCCUUUCAUAAUUUUUACACCAAGUACAAACAGGACCUCAUACAAAACGAUGCUACAUCAAUUUCGAGGAAUCACAUCGCGGAAAUUUUUUCCUCUAGGAGGAGCUGCUGCUGCAAGUGCCACCUCGACAGGAAGCUGAAUUUCAAAUCACCAAAGCGCAACUCGUCGAAGGAUAAGGAAGGGAAACAUCGUCUGAAAAAACUGGAAAAUCUCACUUCUAAAAAUUGCAAAAGCAAUAAAACGGAUCGAACUGCGAAAUGGGUGUGCAACGUUCAGGAUUCCAGCUUUGCAAAGUUCAGUCAGCUGCUUCAUUCUCGUAAAGAACUCCUCAAAACAUUUCAAUCUCCCAAGAACAAACAAAACCUGAAACCUAUAUUAGUGGAAUAUUUUCAAAAUGCUUCGCCCAUAGCCACUUUCGAUGCCAGUACAAAAACAAAAGAUGUCCGGUCAUCAUCAUCUCCCCCGCCAGAUUAUUCAUCUUGCCUGCUGAACAAUUGUGACGUUAUGAAUAAUAAAACAUCUAUCGAUCAGAAUUACCUUGGAAUCAUGUCCGAUUUGAAACGAUUGAAACCUUACAAGAACUUACUUUCAAACGUCGACGAUUGCUUCAACUGUUCGAUGUACAACGACGACGACAACAACAACAACAACUGCCUUUCUCUCUCAACAACUUUUCCAGAUGUAACGUUGAACAACGUGACUGAGUUCAGAAAAUCGGGACCAGACGGUGCCUCCUGUCACGACCUGUUCUUCGAGAUCGAUUCCUCAGGCCUAUCGAUGACAGAUUUAAACAACAGCAUCCACAACUCACUGAAGAGAAACCACACAACGAAAGCCAGUUCGUCCCAUAAACAUCACAAAAACGGUCUUAACUAUUCAUCGACAGAAACCAUAUACAUUCCAAAUACUAACCGGUUAACGACUGGAAGAAAUGAGGAAACAAGCGCCUCAAACUGGAGAAACUACUGCCAGUUGAAACCAAACUCGACAUCAUCUCCAUCAAAAUCGAACGAUUCACCGGUAAAACGAGAUCGGUGUAACAUCGCGAUGGCCUUACUGUCAUGUGCCACAAGAAACAAAAAACGCUCAAGUAGUAACUGCCGCUCAAAAAAACCUCAAAACUCACUUUACUCAAGCUUCUGUUUGAAACCUCACAACAGAAACGACAACAUAAAUGACGGAAUCGUUGACAGGGAUGUACCAAGAUACUUAGUUCACGGUAAGAGAACCGUCACGGUCACUCAUAAAACGAGUUGUAACGGAGCGAAUAAUAUUCGAUCGGUAAUAACGUCAUCACCCUCUAAUGCUUCCAAUUCGUUUUGCAACAGAACUUCCAGGUAAUUUGAAACGUGUGAUAGGCAACGCAAAACCGGCAAAUUAGAUUUAAAUAGAUAAAACGUCACAUUGAGAACAAAUUUAAAUAAAAAUAUAUAGGUGAAUAUUUUUCCAUUUUGUUUUUUAUACUAUAUGGCCUGCAGACUAGCAAAUGUUGCGUUCAGAUCUACAAAGGGUUAAACUAAUUCAUUUAAAAUAUGCAUAUGUUUCUGAAUCUUUUCAAGUUUUCAAUUUUUAAUAGGGUAGAAGACAUAAUUUUCAAUGUGUGCAAGAGCGUCAUGCAGACACCAUAGUUAUCAUUUCUUUUGUUUUAGCUUUGCUUGUUGGUUUUAUUUUCUAUUUUCACUUGAUAAAUAUUUCGUUUUGUUAA